Aureobasidium namibiae CBS 147.97 is the source of this 1665-nucleotide messenger RNA. RefSeq lists its product as uncharacterized. Bases 1 to 1665 code for a protein of 554 amino acids. Gene Ontology annotation, molecular function: zinc ion binding; DNA-binding transcription factor activity, RNA polymerase II-specific; transcription cis-regulatory region binding. The record is from RefSeq and is a predicted model, not a curated record. Gene Ontology annotation, cellular component: nucleus. Gene Ontology annotation, biological process: regulation of DNA-templated transcription. The transcript has 3 exons. NCBI's taxonomy places the organism in Eukaryota, Fungi, Ascomycota, Dothideomycetes, Dothideales, Saccotheciaceae.
AUGGAUGGUGCCGAGCAGGAGCGUCCGACCAAGCGUCAACGUAUCGGGAAGGCAUGCAAAUCAUGUCGCACUUCGAAAGCGCGUUGCGAAAUUCAACCAGACGCCGACGCGUGCCACCGAUGUCAAGUACUCGACCUCGAGUGUGAGCUGCCAAAGCGUAGCGCUGUUCGUGCUGCGGCGUCAACUCCCUUGAUCGAUGGGAAUGGCAAUGUCGAGGCUCGACUCGCGCGGGCUGAGCAAAUGAUUGCCAAAUUGUCCGAAGCAGUAUUUCCUCAUGCCGAGUCCGCCCUGGCCGAAGUCAUCGAUGCGACGAAUGAUGCUCCUCCGGCGGGAGACGCCAGCGACUACCCAAAACCUGUUGAAAUCCUUCAGGACUUGCAAUCCGAGUUGUACGCUCAGUCGGGCAAGCCUUCGUCAGAACAGACCGAUUUGGUUUCUGUUGGACUUCUGUCUGUCGAUACCGCAAUCCAGCUCCUCCGAACAUCCAUCGACAGGUACAGCAAGUGGAUCCCUCUGGCCGAGAUUGUCGACUUCGUUAGCAAUGUGUCUCGAGAUUUCUCUCGGAGCUCGCCCCUUCUGAUGAACGUACUUUGCUUGCUGGCGACUCGGUAUCACCCUGGGGUUUUCUCGCAAACAGUACAAGACAUGUACAGACACGUGAAGCGCCUCGUUGCAGAUGCAGUCAUCGAUACACCUCCAGUCGCGAGUAGUGUCGUUCAGGCGCUGACCUUGCUCUGCCUCUUCAACCCUACAGUCCAGACGGACAAGCCUCUGGAUAGCUGGCACCUCAGUGCUAGUACUGCCAACCAUGCAGUUGUUGCUUUUGGACCGAUCAAUGUUAGACAACCGAGCGCUGCAGAAGAACGAACUACCGAGCAAUUGCGCGUGUGGAGUGGACUCUGCCUCACUCACCUUCAGCACUCGAUCGGCAGUGGCCGGCCAGUCAGUAUAUCGAUCCGACUCAUGGAAGGUUGUCGUCGGCUACUGGACCGCCCAACGAUAUUGCCAUCCGAUACACCAUUGAUCGCCGAGCUCCAAUUCUACAUCUGCCUUCACACCGCUCUACAGAGUCCUACGGCGACUCCAGAGUCUGCUUUCGCGCCUUGGAACCUUGCAUGGAGCCGUUUCCUUACUAGCUCUGGCCCGCCCAGAACUCUUGAACUGUCUCAUUGGUUUGGGCAUCUAUUACUACAUCGCCGUAACGCUUCGUCUCAGCAAGGCUCCUCGCCACAAGCCAUACACGAAAGAAACAUACCAGCCUGGCGGGAAAGCGCGAACAUCGUUUCACAAUUUGUGCGUCACUCUUCGGACCAAGCACUUGAUCUACCUGACUUUGCUUUCUUCAUCGCAUCUUAUGCUGCACUGGUGCUCUGUGAAAGCGCAAUCGAUCAUCAUCUGGUCGAGAACCUACGAGCAUAUUUCUUCAAGGUUGCAUGCAACGAAUCACACAUUGCGUUCAAGCAUGGACGUAUCUUACAACGCGCACUGGAGAGAUCAAGACACGCCGAUCCAAGCGUCGAAGAUGGCACAAUUGCUGGCGUAGAAAUACUGCCCUACACUGCUGGAACGCCUUUGCCUUCUCAAGUUAUGGGAGCUGGUGAUCUCGAUGCCUUAGCAGGAUUCGAGGUUUUUGGCGAAUACUUCACUGUAGAGAGUCUGUUGUAG